This is a messenger RNA of Xenopus laevis (African clawed frog), 1733 nucleotides long. RefSeq names its product provisional ortholog of unc-93 homolog A L homeolog. Bases 18 to 1418 code for a protein of 466 amino acids. Gene Ontology annotation, cellular component: membrane. Lineage: Eukaryota; Metazoa; Chordata; Amphibia; Anura; Pipidae. The record is from RefSeq and is a predicted model, not a curated record. The transcript has 8 exons.
ACUGCGUGCAAAGCAAAAUGUUAAAAAUUAGUACAAUCAAGUGCUCAAUGUGCAACGAGAAUCUCAAAAAUAUCCUUGUUUUAUCAUUUGGAAUUCUAUUCUUGUAUACAGCUUACAUGGGACUUCAGACUUUGCAGAGCAGUCUCAAUAAAAUUGAAGGACUCGGUGUUGCAUCACUGAGUGUCAUGUAUGUUGCCCUCAGUAUUUCAUCAUUGCUGCUACCUCCUCUUCUUAUAAAGAGAAUUGGGUGCAAGUGGACCAUUGUAGUGUCUAUGUUCUGUUUCAUUUCCUAUAGCUUGUGCAACUUCUACCCAAGCUGGCCUACGCUGAUCAUUUCUUCUAUACUUGUGGGAUUAGGAGGAGGACCACUUUGGGCUGGCAAAAGUACUUAUAUUACAAUCAUUGGAAACAAAUAUGCAGAGACAUCUGGGCAAAUAGCUAAAGAUGUAGUGAACCAAUACUUUGGCAUUUUCUUUAUGAUUUGCCAAACCUGUCGUGUUUGGGGGAACUUAAUUUCGUCUUUGAUAUUUAACCUAUCACACAAUUCAGGAGGCCUUGAUGCUCUCAAUCAGACAGUUUGUGGUGCAGGCGACUGUCCACUACAGCAAUCACAAUCUGGGAAUAUCACUAGUAGUCAGCCAUCAAAAACCAUUCUGUACACUCUUCUGGGCUCCUAUACUGGUUGUGGAAUUCUGGCUGUGCUUUUGAUAAUUUUUUUUCUGGACAAGCCACACACAGAAAAACAGAAUAGAGAAAAUCAAAGUGAAACAUCAAUUUGUUCAUACCUGUUAGCAAGCUUUAAGCAACUUCGAGAUAAACGUCAGUGUCUCUUAAUUCCAUUGACAAUGUUCAGUGGUUUUGAACAAGGGUUUAUUGCCAGUGACUUUACAAAGUCUUAUGUGACCUGCAUUUUGGGACUGAAAUAUGUAGGAUUUGUAAUCAUCUGUUUUGGAGUUACUAAUUCUAUUUGUGCUGCAAUAUUUGGAAAACUCACCCAGUACACUGGUAGAAUUCCUUUGUUUCUCCUUGGAGCAGCUAUAAAUGUGGGUUGUAUCAUUGGAUUCUUGACAUGGAGACCUCACAUUGGUAACUUUGCUGUAUUUUUCAUAAUGUCUGGACUCUGGGGAAUUGCAGAUGCAGUUUGGCAGACAUUACUAAGCUCUCUCUAUGGUGUUUUGUUUGAAAAAAACAAAGAGGCCGCCUUUGCCAACUUCUCUCUCUGGGAAUCUCUUGGAUUUGCUAUAGCCUUUGGAUACAGCUCAUUUCUGUGUGUUUAUGUAAAACUUUACAUAUUAAUGUGCGUGGUGGUGAUCGGAAUUUUACUUUAUGGAAUAGUAGAAUAUAUUGAGCAUACGCAACUCAGAAAUUCACCUGUCACUGAAGAUGGACCAAAAGAAAAUGAAGCAAUCCCAGCCUAAACAAAGGCACUCCCAAAAUUUCUGUGAAAUGUCAUUGUGUUAUUUUCAGAUCAAACUAUUUAUUUUGUAUAUUAUGUUAAAUCUGAUAACACAGCAGUUAUAUGUGUCUAAAACAUUGCUAAGGCUAUAUUUAUAAAUUACAGUACAUUAUUUAUGUAAUUUAUUAAAAACUGUAUGUUAGGCCUGUGCAAACAUGGAAUGCAGUCUAAAUGCCAGAAAUCCACCAAUUUCUGUUGAAGUACAUGGGAAGCACCACGGGCCACCCUGCACAGAUGAAUGCUAUGGAAGUUCCCACUGAUGCCAAAGGGAACCAAA